Molecule: messenger RNA, 792 nt
Organism: Melanotaenia boesemani (Boeseman's rainbowfish)
Lineage: Eukaryota; Metazoa; Chordata; Actinopteri; Atheriniformes; Melanotaeniidae
Product: overexpressed in colon carcinoma 1 protein homolog
Exons: 5
Coding region: 113-373 (86 amino acids)
Source: RefSeq, a predicted model, not a curated record
CUCAGACAUCAGACAGCCUCGUUUCCUUUCUCCUCAACCCGUUUCCGUCUCUGCUUCCUCCGUCUUCCACUCAUUCAUGUGUCCUCUGAGCUUCAGUGGUGCUGGAUAGAAGAUGGGAUGUGGAAACUCCUCACCAGCCAGCAGCAGCAGCAGCAGCAGCAGCAGUAAAGGCCACCCCGACUUUUCAUCCAAGCGACAAGAAGAGUUGACGCAAGAAGAUGACAAGCGGAAAGAGAACAGGAACUAUGGAGGGGUGUAUGUAGGUUUACCAACAGACCUGAGCAGCAUCCCUCAAGUCCAGAUUGGACCUCUUAGAGAGAUUGAAGGCGACUCGCUGUCCCUCCGGAAGCCGCUGUGGGGCAACGGAUUGUGACUGAGCCAGGCUUGUUAAUGCUGCUGUGGCUGGGUGACAACCGCCUCCUCUUCCUCUGCUGCUAUGUGGAGUCAGCAAGUCAUUUAACCCCAGUUCAUAUUUUUAUGGUCUGUGUAGCUUGAGUCCCCUUUUCUACUAUAUUGUACUGAGCUUUUGAACAUUUUCACUAAAUCGAUAUUGUCCUUGUCUUUCCAUUUAAUCUAUAUUUUUUAUUUUGCCAAAGAUGUACUAGUGUAGGCCUAUAUGUUGGUUUGAAAAGCUGCAUGUAAACAAACCACAAGACCUCUGGAGGAAUGUCCUUCAGACAGACCAGAAAACCAAACACUUCCACAGUGGAGGAAGGUUGAUGGUUUGGACUUGUUCUGUAGCCACUGAGUGGAUCAAUGGCAAAAACCAAAUAAAUGAUCUCUCUAUCGGUG